Messenger RNA from Scomber scombrus (Atlantic mackerel), 2373 nucleotides. RefSeq names its product differentially expressed in FDCP 8 homolog (gene def8). Bases 136 to 1464 code for a protein of 442 amino acids. The record is from RefSeq and is a predicted model, not a curated record. Lineage: Eukaryota; Metazoa; Chordata; Actinopteri; Scombriformes; Scombridae. The transcript has 12 exons.
GCAGAUGACAGAGACGAAAAGACAACACGGGCAGAACUCCAUACAUUUGACCACAAGCGUCGACAAUUAAACACAUUUCAUAACUGCCCAAUCAUUGAUGUUAAGUAACGUCAACAACGGGAUGUAGCCGAUGAAAUGGAGUAUGAUGAGAGACUUGCACUUUUCCGCCAAACCCGCCUCAAUCCAUUUGAUCGUGGAGAGGAAGAAGAUGGUCCCCAAGGAGGCAAGACACCCCCACAGCAUGAAGCAAGACCUGAGCUGUUCUCUGGGACCAGAAUCCACAGUUCAGAUCGGACCAUGGACCUCGGUCUAGCUGAGGACCACUUCUCAAGACCUAUGGGUUCGUUUGUGGCUUCAGACAUUGAACAGCUAAAAAUGGCCAUAGAGGAGUGUAAGAAGCUGAUCUUGGAACUGCCAGAACAUUCGGAGAGACAAAAGGACACAGUGGUGAAACUUAUUCACCUACGACUCAAACUGCAAGAGCUUAAGGACCCCGAGGAGGAUGAGCCUAAUCUGAGAAUGCUACUGGAGCAUCGCUUCUCAAAGGAAAAGAGCAAGAGUGUGAAACAGACCUGUGACAAGUGUAGCACUAUCAUCUGGGGCCUUAUACAGACCUGGUAUACAUGCACAGGUUGCUAUUACCGUUGCCAUAGUAAGUGUAUGAACCUGAUCACUAAGCCCUGUGUGAGGUCAAAGGUCAGCCAUCAGUCGGAGUAUGAGCUCAGCAUCUGCCCUGAAAUUGGACUAGACCGUCAAGACUACCGUUGUGCAGAGUGUCGCACACCUAUUUCACUGAGGGGCGUGCCUAGUGAGGCGAGACAAUGUGACUACACAGGACAGUAUUACUGCAGCACGUGCCACUGGAAUGACACAGCGAUUGUCCCAGCUCGUGUCAUCCACAAUUGGGAGUUUGAACCACGCAAGGUUUGUAGAUCAUCUUUGCGCUACCUGGCCCUGAUGAUGCCUCGGCCUGUGCUGAAGCUGAAAGAAAUCAACCCGCUGCUAUUCAACUUUGUGGAGGAACUUGUUGAGAUCAGGAAACUCCGCCAAGAUAUUCUGUUGAUGAAGCCGUAUUUCAUCACCUGUAAGGAAGCUAUGGAGGCUCGGCUUCUACUACAGCUACAAGAUCGCCAGCACUUUGUGGAGAAUGACGACAUGUACUCACUACAGGAUUUGAUUGACAUCUCCAGUGGCCGACUCAGUUGUUCCCUUACAGAAAUCCACACCACAUUUGCUAAGCACAUCAAACUUGACUGUGAGCGCUGUCAGGCCAAAGGAUUUGUGUGUGAGCUGUGUAAGGAAGGAGACAUCCUGUUCCCUUUUGACAGUCACACCUCAGUUUGUCACGACUGCUCUGCUGUCUUCCACAGAGAUUGUUACUAUGACAACUCCACAACUUGUCCACGAUGUGCCCGGAUGACUGACCGCAAGCAGGACGAGGAACCAGAUGUGAAAGAUGUGUAACAUUCUGUGGAGAGGACCACCCAAUGUUACUGGAUGUUGCACUUUGCCUAACGUUGAGUUUUUCUCAAUCAAGAAAGUGAAAGAAACGUGUUCAGACUUGCUGUUUGUGUUUGUCUUUGGUUUUAUGCUUAUGUUGAUACUGUAGUGUCUUAUCUUCCUGUGCACUACAUAAUGAAGCGGGGUACUUAGAAACCCCAUCUGAAAAAUAAUAUAUAUUUUUAUCCAACUUUUUAAUUCAUACUACAAAUUGGAUGUACUGAACACUGUGUUUGUGUGUGUGUGGGGGCAUGGGCGCUUGCCUGCUUGUGUAAAUGUACAAAAUAAAUGCCAUAUAGAGAAAAACCAUCUUAUCAGUAGGUGAUUUGCAUGCAGGAUUUAUAGUUAUAUUAACCAUUACAAGCCUCAACUGCAUUAAUCUAUACUACCAACUUUGCUGUAUACUAAACUUAAAGGUUGCCAUAAAUUAAAACUGGUUUUGGAUUUUAAAGAUUAUAACUUUAGCUUCCAAAGACAAAAUCACCUAAUUAUAUUAAGCAGAAAUUUGCCUUUAAGUCAGCUGUAAAAAAAAAAAAAAAGAAAAAAAGAAAAGUCCUCUAAACAUAUUGCAUAGUUAGAAAUUAACAUCACACUGAGCUGAAGCAGCAAUUUCACAUCAGACAGUAGGACACAACUUAAAAUACAUGGUGUCAUUCUUAAUCACUGCUAUUUUAUCAUCCCUCUCUGAAUCAUUCAAUCAUCACUUGUUAACUUCCACCACUGGAUAUUUUGUUGAUAUGUUUCAUAUGUAACAUUUCAGGUCGUUAAAAAAGUAUCCAUUUAUUUCCUGGGUUUCUAUUAUGUGUUCAUUUCCAUAAAGGCCUUCUUUCAGUUUGUUAGUAGUCAACAAGCUGUCUUGAAUAUUCCUGGGGG